UAAAGGUAACCUUACUUAGGCUUGAACAACCAACUAAGGCCUCUUCAAAACCCCUUAAAUUAUAACUUAUAAUAUCUCCAAUACUUGCAAAAUACAAAGGAAAAAAAAAUGGUUAGUCCAUCCAUUAAUUCCCAUAAUUUUCCUCUAAAAUUCCUUUGUAGCUAUGGUGGCAAGAUUAUCCCCCGUCAAACCGAUGGAAAACUCCGGUAUUAUGGUGGCGAAACUCGUGUCCUCUCCGUUGAUCGUUCCAUUUCAUUCACAGAACUAUUAGUGAAGCUAGGGGAGAUGUGUGGAUCGUCAGUGAGUUUAAGAUGUCAGUUACCAAACGAAGAUCUAGAUGCUCUUGUAUCGAUAACAUCUGACGAAGAUUUAGCCAAUUUAAUCGAAGAAUAUGAUCGUGUUUCAAAAAUAUCAUCGUUUCUCAAGAUGAGGGCUUUUUUAUAUCCACCAAAAUCCACAAAAAAAGUUGUAUCUCCUACACCUUCUAUUGCUUCUACCUCAUCUACCAAUAGUACCACUAUCAGCAACCCUGAUGUCACGUCAUCACCAAGUUCAUUUUGUUCAACCGUUACUAGCCCUCCUACAUCAACGAGGCAUCAUGAUUGUCCAAGACCAUAUAAGAAAAUGGCACGAAAUUCUUUAGAUGAAACAAUUAGCGGACGCAUACGUCAUAUUAGAACAAGAUCGUCACCGGUAUAUGAUGAUGAAAUCAAGUGAAACUCUCUUUCAUUUAGACGCAAAAUUUUACUAACCUCAAGAUGGGAAUUCAGUGGUCAGAGUCAUUUGGUCCGAAUGCUACCUGAAGAAGAGUUGUACCUAGGUAAUUAUUAUAUGUCUUCGUGUUUAUUUUUUAAAUCAAAGUCGAUAUAAAUAUUUGAAAACUUCUACUCAUAAUUAAAGUGUUCUUUAUCAAAGACGAGUUCAUUCUUAAGCCUUGAAAUUGAUAACUCUAAUUAAAAAUGAAAAAAUACUUAUUCACUGAAUCACUAAAUUUUUGUUCGAGUAUAUGCAAAAUAACUACUAUAAAUGCUCCACAUGGUUUCUAUUUUAAUGUCAAACUAUAAAAACUUUGACUAACAUUUUAAGAUGUAUUUUUUCAUCAUAUUAAUACGUAAAUUGUAAUUUAGAGUACUUUCCAUAUAGUUUUAGACUGUUUAAUUAUUUUUUUUAAAUUUCGAAUUAAUAUGAUCUAAUUUAAUUUUAAAAAUUAAUCAAAUUGACUUUCGAAUAGCGUAACAUAAUAAAUAUUGUCAGACGGACGGAGUAAAAGGCAGUAAAGAGUUUUUAACUUCUAUGAAUUGAUCAUUUUAAAGAAGUUCGUUAUCUUUUUUAAAAAUUUUAAACUAUAUGGCUCGUACAAUUAUUGCCACAAAAGUGCAUACUUGUGAUAAUUAAAUCGAUAACGACGUACAUACAAGUUUAAUACAAUAUUUGCCUAUAAUACGAAAAUUACAUUUAGGAUACUCAUAUCAAAGUAUUGAUUUUCUAAAGUCCUUGUAUAUAUUAUUAUCUCUAAUCUCUAUCACCUUUUCACACACGGUACAACAUGUGCUUCAUUUGAUGUGACUUUUCUAGAGCUUAUAUUAAGAGUAAUUUUUCUUAAUUACUAAUGCAUAUUUAAUUUAUUCAUUACUCCCAAGAACCUUUUUUUUUCAAUUAAAAGAAGCUUCGAAAGAAUCAUGAUAUUUAGCCUCCUAUUUUGUCUUACUUAAAUUUAUAAUAUAGGUUGAUAUUUCAUUGCUUACUUGCUAGUGAUUAUAAGUAUUCAUGAACAAUUGUUCCAAUUGGUGAUUUUCCUUUAUUAGCAUAUUAUAAAGGGGAGAAAAAAGAGCUUUUAGUGACAAAAAAUUAAAUAAACUAAAUUGGAUAUCGCAGUUGGAGGAAAAUUAUGUUUUGUUCUUUUAUAAAAGGUAUGAUACAAAAACGUUUUCUUUAAUUUGACUUCGACGGUAUUUUAGGUCUUUACAUUUUGAAAUUGAAUAAGUAGAAAAUACAUAUUUGUAUAAAAUUAAACAAGUACAUAUAUGUAUUCUACGUGUCAAUCACUUGAGACGUGAUGUAAGACACUUGUAUUUAUUAGUUUAAUUUUAUAUGCUCAUCUACGCCUAAUAUUGAAGAAUAUGAAUAUGAGUUGAAUCUAAAUUAAGAGGUACGGUUUAUAUGUUAUGUAUUUAUAAAAACUUUGAGAACUUUAUUGAAGUGAAGAAGAUAUAGUUCCAUCACCAUGGGUCCAUGACAACUUGUAAAUGAAAAGAGCCAUUCUAUGUAAAGAGAUUAAGAAGUCCAAUUAUCAUUAUUAUUAUAAUGAAAAUAAAGGAUAAUAAUUAAAAAAAAGUGAAGAAAAGGACUUUUUUUUUCUUUUUGGCGUUGGAGAUGUGGAGGAAUAAUAUCACCAUAAAUUGUGGAGUUAGCAAAUUUCUCUGUCUAUUCAAAUGAAUAAAGCAAAUAUUUCAAAAUUGAAAAAAUAAAAAAAGAAGAGAGGAGGGAAAUGAUUUGAUGAAGAUAAAGAAAAAGUGGUUUAAGGUAAAGCUACCCCACCAAUGCCUGAUCUUUUAUGAUCUUAACACAUUAGUAGAAAGACAAAAGAAAAAAGGUUUUGAAUUCUCUUUGACUAAGAUGGUGAAAUGUUAGUAUUAAUCACCAAAAAAAAAUUAAAAAUUAACUCAUUUGUGAGAAAAACAUCCUUUCUAAUAGUGACAUAGUUAAACUAGAAUAAUUUCAUGACUUGACUAUUCUAGUAGAUGAAAUUCAAUUUUCAUACAUAAGAAAAAAAAUUACUAGUACUCUACAUUUACUUUCAAAUUGUUGAUCAUAAUUUUUUACUUUGAAAAGCUUUUAUCUUUUUCUGUUGGAGUUCUAUACGGUGUUCAGUAUUCAUAUUGAAGUUUGACUAUUUUAAAUUUGUGUAGAACCUUAUUUAGGAGGAUAUACUCUUUAUCGUGUAAUUUUUUAUAUUUAAUGUUCUAACGCAAGACCUCUGGUGAGAGUAGCCUUAUCCACUGCAGCAUACCUUUGGUUGUGAAAUUUUUUUUGUCUUGUUGGUACUAAAAGGAGUUCCAAAUGUCAUAAUUUCACCAACAAGGAUUAUGGUGGAGUAACAAGCUAAGUAUUUCAUAAUCCUUAACCAGAUGUCUUGGUUCGAAUCCCCUUGGAUAUGGAGUCACCUUUAUUAGAAAAUGUUUUAUUUCAAUGUGGAACUUCCUGGCGCGAAUCUAAAUGUAGUCAGAUUUGAAACUCAAUAGCAAACAAAAUAGAAAAGAAAAAACAACACUACAAAUGUAUAAAGUUUAGGGAGAUGAUAAGAAUAGAGUUGAAGAAUGUUAAAAUGUUUCACAAUGAUUAAUGAGCUGGUUGAAACUUUA
This is a messenger RNA of Solanum lycopersicum (tomato), 3362 nucleotides long. Its product is annotated as RAF-like serine/threonine-protein kinase PRAF. The record is from RefSeq and is a predicted model, not a curated record. Gene Ontology annotation, molecular function: protein binding. NCBI's taxonomy places the organism in Eukaryota, Viridiplantae, Streptophyta, Magnoliopsida, Solanales, Solanaceae.